Messenger RNA from Haliotis rufescens (red abalone), 7095 nucleotides. Its product is annotated as sterile alpha motif domain-containing protein 9-like. The record is from RefSeq and is a predicted model, not a curated record. The transcript has 6 exons. Gene Ontology annotation, biological process: regulation of apoptotic process. Gene Ontology annotation, cellular component: cytoplasm. NCBI's taxonomy places the organism in Eukaryota, Metazoa, Mollusca, Gastropoda, Lepetellida, Haliotidae. Bases 144 to 5603 code for a protein of 1819 amino acids.
GAAGGUCGCAGCAGUACAGGAACGUUGUUGCGGAGUUGUAUUUUCGGAGAACAGGUAAUGGAUUAUCGGAAAAGAUGGUCGGUUACGAGAGGCUGAUCUUUGGAGUUUCAUCAUCGAAGUUCAACGUAACGUGAACAAAGAAGAUGGACAGAAAAGACUGGGCAAAGAUCCAGAACAACUGGGAUUUUCUGAGGAAGGAGCUGACCGCCGUCUACCUCCUCGAUGACCUCAAGUCCUGUCCAGAUGAUAUACUGACUGAUGAAGAUGAACAGAGGGUGAAAUAUGAACCAGUGGAUGCUGACAAGAAUGAGAAACUGUUGCAUAUCCUGAAACACAAACCGUCUUGCCUAAAUGGCUAUAAGUGGUUUCUGGGUGUUGUUAAGAAGCAUCAGAAAUACAUCUUUGAUCGACUAAACAAAACAGAGGUUGAUGCCAGUGAUGUUCAAGAUGAGCCCAGCUACGACAUCAACAGCAUGGUGAGGGAGAUACUUCUGAAGAACUUUGUGGAUGAGGCAGGGAAAAGCUGCACCUUGCCUGAUGUGAGGAAUGCUGUCUGUGUACUGAGGGGAAGAGGUGUCAACUUUGACUGGAAGGAUAACAAACUGAAAGACUUUGUCAUUGAGGUCUUCUCGGGAGUUCUCUUUGAGCCAGGCAGGAAGGGAAUGGUUCCCACAUUUUUGCACCUUGGUGCAAAAGAAGAAAAAGUAGUGGUUCCUAAAGUAGCUUCUCCUCUUGAGGUGCCAACUACUACAGUAUCUGCUGUUGCUGUUGCUGCGGCUGCUAGCACUGGUACUAGUGAAGACAGUAAUGUUGGAGCACCUACUCAUGGUACCAGUAAUGAACCUGCAAGUCACCACAGAGAUAUAGAGUCACUGACAGUUGAGGAACUGAUUACAUAUCUAACACCCAUUUUUAUGAGUCUUAAGCUUGGCGAACAUUUUGCAGAAAAGUUCAAAGAAUUAGAUAUUGAUGGAGUUGUGUUCUUGACAAUGAAAGAGGAAGAUUUCAAACAGGAAUUCUCCCCUAAGGAACUCUCAUUUGGGAAGAGACGUAAACUAAUGUUGAAAAUCAAAGAGAUGAAAGAACAAAAAACUGAAUUUACAAAGCAGGACAUUAAACUCCCAAUACAUACAACACUAACUAGUGAAACUGAUAAACCAGAAGCUAGAGUUGCUGCAGCUCCAUCUGUGCUAACCACACAAACUACUACAGAGGGCAAUGCAUCACAAACAACAGUUGCUGCAUCUGCAUCUGAACAAACAAAGCUAACUAGACAGGGUGAUACAUCAGCAAGAUCAAUUGCUGCAGCUCCUUACAAAGAGCACUUCAGGAGGUUUGACUUCCCUGUAUCCCCAACAGAUAGAUACACAAGGGGAAGGAUGAUAGAAAUAUCAGGCUACUCACGAGAGAACAUGAUCAACCCUGUAAAGAAGUUUCUGCAACUUGAGAAAGGCGAGAAAAAUUUGUACAGGAAGAUUGCCAAGGAGACGGUGAUGUUUGCAUCUGCUUGCAUGAAUGACCGAACUAAUGGAACGCUCUAUGUCGGCAUCAAUCCAUUGCCUUCUGAUCUUGGCCAGGGACAAGUUGUUGGAAUUCAUCUUGACAGAGAGAAGUGUGAAGACAACAUCAGACAACUGAUUGGAGAGGCAUUUUAUGAAGAUCAGCAGGACAUAGCAUUUCAGGCAGUUCGGUCCGGGAAGUUUAUAGAAGUUGCUGAUCCUGAGACACAAGACAGACCACUCUGGGUGUUGGAGGUCGAUGUUGUUCCCAGUGGAAAGGUUGUGAUGGAGGAAGCCUUCUUUAUUCGUGGCAAGAUGGUAGGUGCACACAAGGCCAAGAAGCAACAAUUGUACAGAUUAAUUGAUGGAACCAUAACUUCACUUUCUGAAAAAGACAUUUAUGAUUUUAUGAAGAAGAAGAAGAGCCUGACAGAAUUGAGACUUCAACAGGAGAUCCAAUCAUCACCUUCCUAUGUGCCACCAGAUUUGAGGAAGAAGAUUCUCAAUCUGUUUACAGGUGGCAGUGAAACAAUAGAAGAUGAAAUAUAUCCAGUGUUACUGAUAAGUCCACUAGACACAUCCAUGGAUCAUGGCUAUAUUGAAGAAAACCUGUCCUUCAUCCAGUAUUUUGAUACCAAGGCUGUCUUUGAUUUUGAUCCAACCAGUGACUCCAAAGGUAUCUAUUCUGCAAAUGAAAAGAGGCAAGUUUAUGAAGUCCAUACAACUGAAAACUUUGACAAAAUUGCAGGUGGAUAUUCAGAAAAGGAUCUUGAAUCUCUGAAUUUUUCAACAGAAAAGUCAUGGAUUUUUUGUAAUGGUUACAGCCGACUUAGAAUGGAAGAAAUGCAACCAUAUGACUGGAAACAGAAACGUUUUGAUGGCUUUAAGGAGGCCCUUAGAUUCUUUCAUUCAAGCAUUCCUCUUGGCAGAGGUAUCUUGUUGAUAUUCCUCUUUUCAAAGAAUUAUGAAGUACUUUUAGAAGCUGCAGAUGAAGUGAUUCUCAAGUUUAAAGACCAGUGGAUGGUUGUUGCAGAAACAGAAGAGAUAGCCAACUUGUGGAAAGAGCAACUAAUAAUGCGAAAUGUCGUAUCAAAGAAAUCUUUGGACAACAGAUGUAUUCUUGGGAUGCCUUGGAGACAUGUCAACUCCACUUUCACACAGAUUAUUAGCCCUAAACAAACAGGGGUGUGUGAACUGCCCACUUCAACUGGAGCCUUUUGUGUGUUGAAAGACAGAAUAAGAAUUGAAAUGUGUGAUCUGGAGAUACUCAGCAGCAAAGAGUGUGAGGCAGAUGAAGCCCUGAAUAACGCUGAGUCAAGGGAGCUGUUGAGGAGGAAAGUUGAAGAGAAAUUCUUCAGGGGAAGUCAAGUUCAGUGGAUGAAUUUUUGGUUCAGAGACAACCAUGUCUUAAAGAGGCUUCAGCAUAAGGACCUUAUAAAAGAGGUGGAGAAAUCUCUAGAAAACCCCAACCGUGAUGAGGACGUGAGGGUAAAUUUGGUGACACUGAUGCAUCAGCCAGGUGCAGGAGGGACAACUUCAUCAAGGCAAAUUCUCUGGGAUCUGAAGGAAAAGUACAGAUGUUGCGUAGUCAGGAAGAUCACUGAUGAAACGGCAGCACAGAUAGCAAAAUUGAGAAGCUAUGAUGAGCCAACAACAAGGAAACCACCUCUGAUUCUCAUCGACAAUGAAGAGAAGGAUAAGGUUCAUCAAUUGCUGUUUGAACUUGAGGAAAAAGCAAAAGUGGCUUCCCAUUAUGAGGAUCAAACCCUGAACAUUUUCUGUGCUGUCCUAUGGUGCCAUCGCGGUGUGGAUAUUCAACGAUCUGAUAGAACACAAAUUCUUUUAAAGCAUGAACUUCACAGAUGGGAACUAGAAUGGUUUCAAAGGAAAUAUGAAACCCUUGAAAGGAAAUUUCAUGAAGACAGAAAGGUUGAUCCAAAACUUUUGGUUAGCUUCAAUAUUCUGAAGACCAACUUUGAUAGUGACUACAUCAAGAGAAUAGUCAUUGAGUUCAUGAGACAAAUUGAUGACACAGAAGAGUCAGUGUUAAUUAGGUACUUGUCAUUGUUGAACUCAUAUGAUGUAGAUUUCCAAACAAUGCCAGUGUCUGCUUUUGAUCCAAUCACUGAGAAGCAAUUAAGACAAAAGAGAAUUUUGCAGUUUGGAGUAUUGGAGAGAAGUGGAUCAAGGCAAAAAGGGUGGGAAACAAAAAUGAGUACUUCUCUGCGUGUCUUAGUGAAUGAGUCAUCACAAAGAGGAGUUCAUGGCUCACACAUAAAGACAAUAAGGAUCACCAGCCCUCUUCUUGCAAAGGAAAUUCUUCGUUACAUUCAAAAGGAAAACUGUCUAGAAACAAGUGAAAUCAUGAUUGAGUUUCUGUCAUCUGUCAUAUUUGAUUAUGAAAAUGGCAGCACCAACAAACUUUUGACUAUCAUUAAGAAUGUUGUGAAGAAAAGAGUCACAGGAAAAGAUGGAAUUGGAAGAUUUUCACCUCUCAUUUUGCAUAUUCAUGAAACUGAAGGAUCUGAAAAAGCAGCUGAAAUAUUUGUUGAAGUGCACAGGAAAACACAUGAUCCAAUGAUUGCUCAACAGAUUGCAAGAUAUUACAUCCAUACAAGCAACUGGACUGAGGCAGAGAGGUAUGCUGGUAUUGCGACACAAAAUCGCCCUAAUAGCUCCUUCCUUUGGGAUACUUAUGGACAGGUUUAUAAACAGCAACUUUUCGAGUACUAUGAAAGGGCUAAGAAAGGAGUCAAAAUCAGCAAAGAGGAUGCCAGUGUGAUCCUCCAGCUGGCACAGAAAGCUAUGAACAUCUUCAGAAAGGAACAAAUCCUUAGUGAAACUGAGAAAAGUUUCAAGACAAAUAAUGGUGGCUGCUUUGGAGAACUCAGGGUCAUCCUCCGUUUACUUGAGACAUUUUGUCACUUUGAAAGUUUCCCUGGUGCAAGGGACUUCCACAGGUACCUUGUUGACAAGGACUUUAAAACUGACGCUUUCUCCUUUUUAGAGAAACAUGAAGAAGAGAUGAUGAAAUCACUAGGGGAAUCAGCUUUCAAAACUAUUCGAAAACUGGAAGAUGAAUCUGUGCAGAUAAAAUCUGAUUCACGAGAGGAAUUUAAGUUAGACCAACACUUUGACAGAAAAAGUCUUAUUCAACUUAAGGAAAGUGUGAGUGCACAUUUUGGAGAGGUGUCUACUGAAAUACCGGGCUCUCUUAGUGAUGAAGAUGCCUGUGAAUACAGAAGAAGGUAUGCACGUAGAAUGGGGGUGACAUCUUUGCAAGGAGCCCUUUCUCUGAAGUAUGAGAAUCAUGUGGACUGGGAAGACAGACUGGUGAGAGUUUAUGACCUGAUGAAGGAAAAUGUGAAAGCUAAAGCUUGUACAGCAUUUGACUUGGUGACAAUUUUGAAUACAGUUAUUACCCUUCAUAUUGGUGAAUCAUCAAAAAUUGCACCUAUUCCAUAUUCAAAAAUUUUAGAAUGGAGUAUGAAGCUGUACAAUGCCAAGCAGCCUGAUGGUAGGCCUUAUUUGGAGACGUAUCUCUAUCUAGUUCUUUUUCACUUCCCAACAGAAAGUAGGAAGGCACAGGCUUGUAAUACUUGUUCUGAAGUAAAGCUCCAGGAAGCUGUGAACAGAUGGAAUGAGGCCUUUUUCACAAACUACCCAAAGCAUCGUGACUUGGAACAGUUUUCACGAAAAAAGGAUACAACUCUUUUCUUUCUUGGUAACGGUUCAGGAUUGACAGAAAUUGUGUACCAGAAGGAACUGAUGAAGAGAGGAGGCAGAAUGCGGGACGAUGAGUACUGGCGGUCUGACCAGGCCAGACGAAGAUUCCAGCGCCUUGAGGGGACACUACUAAUGAGUGGCCAGGAAGUGCAAUUGGACCUUCAGCUUCGGGGAGGAACCAAAUUCCCUCUCACAAUUCCAACUUCCAAACCAACAAAAAAGAGAACCAUGUGUCUAAAGAGGGUCUACUGCGUCCUUGGCUUCAGUUGGUCUGGGCCAAAGGCAUAUGACAUUACUUUAGAUAACCCAUCAAGUGGGAGCCGAAGGAGAGCUGAUGUUGUCCCCAGGUCACCUGUUCAGCAAACACACACACGUUAAAGACAAACUGGAGAGUCUUCGAAGGAAGAAAGUGCUUUCAAAUCAUGAAUGCAAACAGAAAGCUGACCUGGAACAAAAGAUGAAAGAACUGACUGGUGCCAGGACACACUUGCUGGACAGUUCUAGAACAGGCAGCAAAUAAAAGCAAACAGCAACUGUAUACAGCAUUCUGUUGCAGUAGUUUCAAUUGAAACUGUUGCAAUGUAUGUUUUGUUCAGACAGAAAAUACACCAGUGUAUAUGUUAUUUUUCAAAGAUAAAGACAUUGAUUAAUUUAGUGCUUUCAAACAUUCUCAAGCUGUUAUUGUGAGAGGACUGGGUAUUUUAUGCCUGGUGUUGAUAGUGUUUGUCACAGCAUCAUGACACUGUUUUAUGCUAUGUGAAAGGGUCAUUCUGACGCAGUCUCUCAUUGGUUGGUUAGGUUUAAAUUUACCUAGAUGGAUGAUGUCUUGGUUAAACAUAACAUGUCAACAAGAAUAUUCAGUGUCGAUUACCUGUCAAAACAGAUCCAAUUAGGCAUUAAAGGCAAAUUAUAGAAUGAGAAUUAUAUGAAUGGAUCACUGAAAAUCACCAAUGACUCCAGGUCUUCACAAAAAGGGUUAAAUUAUUGAUUUAUUUUUGUUUGAUUUUCUUCCUCCAUCUUUGAAUGAGGAAAUUAGGAGAUAAACAUUAUUUUCAGUGUUGAGCCAGGUUAACUGUAGAUUUAACCGCGCUAAAUUGAAUUUGGAACCGAAUGUGCAGUUUAAAGAAAACUAAGCAAGCUUUGCAAAGCUUUAGUUCCGCACCUCCCCAUUAUGAUGGAUGUCAUAUUGUUCAUUGUGACGCAAAACAUAUGACAUCAAAGUCGUAUAUAAAAAAGCACCAAAUUCCAUGCUCUCUGUUGUCCCCAAAACUUAAAACACAUUCACUUUGUAGAUUUCUCAUUUGUUUUGUGGAGAAAUGUAUUACCACAUAUCCUUUGAAUAUUGUAGUAACCACAACUUUGCAAUUUGUAACCUACGAUUGUAGAUAUAAUUAUUUACAUAUGCCUACUGACAAUGACUGAAAAAGGUACUAUUCUGUGAAAAUUGGCUUCCAUGGUAAUGCAGUCGUCAAAUGUGCUGUUUCAAUCAGAGGGUGUAUUUUGUGAUUUCACAACCAGAAUUGAGUAAUUUGCAUAUGCAUGGUAGAAUGUCAUGAAAUGCAACAAAUUCAUCCCUACCAUAAAGACAGCACAUGUAGUAUCUUGUAAAUACUGGUUCUUGAUACAAUUGGAUUGUAAAGUUGACAAAAUGCCUCUAUCCAAAUCCACUUGCUUUAACCAAUUUGAGAAUUGGGUCCCCUUUUUAUUUGUUGUUGCAUAUACUUGUAUACUUGUAAUGGCUGCUGAUGUAACAUGUUAUGACUUGGUUUAAAUUUUGUUAUAAAUCAUUUGGUUGGUGGUCAAAGUGAUUAAAGGUGUGUACUAUUUAUGUAAAAUAAGAACUUGAAUGCCACCCACCCCCACCCCACCC